AUGGCUUCAGAAAGUUCGUCGCGUGUGUUUGGCUUUGUGGGCUUGGGCAACAUGGGGAUUCACAUGGCCUUCAAUCUUUCGUCCUAUGCUCAGGCGCAGCAGCUGCCAAAGACAGCUCUUUGCCAGCAAAAGCAGGGCGCUAUAUACGUCGACCAUUCCACCCUCUUUCCCACGACGACGGAGACAUUGCAAGAAGAAGCACGCCAGAAUGGAGUACACUUCCUCUCUUGUCCGGUCUUUGGGCCGCCUGCAGUCGCCAAAUCUGCAGGGCUGUUGAUUGCAGUGUCGGGAGACAGUGCGGUUCGAGAAGUCGUAAAAGAGUAUCUUGUCCCAGCGCUUGGCAAGGGUGUGCUCGACUGCGGCGAUAAGACAUCCAAAGGAGCUCUCUUGAAGAUCCUGGGAAACAACUGCAUCUUAGGCACGAUCGAGCUUCUCUCCGAGAGUUUCGCGCUGGCGGAGAAAACCGGAUUUGAUGCAAACUUGUUCUAUAAGUUCAUACAACAAUGGUUCCCUGCUCCAGCGUGGGUGAACUACGGCAAGAAGAUUCGCGAUGGCGCCUUUAGCGGCAAAACGGGCUUCACGCUGCCUGGAGGCAUGAAGGAUGCGUCGUAUAUUCGACGGCUGGGAGCAGAGACAUCAACACCAACGCCCAUCAUCGAUCUGGCCUGGAACCAUCUGACCACGGCCAAGGCGAUUGGGGGUGAGGGUCUCGACUGGAGUGCCUGCUCAGCUGGCAUGAGGGUGACCGCGGGUCUGAGCCCAUUUAAAGGAGAGGACUUUACGUUGAAGAAAGACGAAACAGCAUCAAACGGAUCCACCGUCGCAAAUAGUGCUUAG
Molecule: messenger RNA, 837 nt
Organism: Rasamsonia emersonii CBS 393.64
Lineage: Eukaryota; Fungi; Ascomycota; Eurotiomycetes; Eurotiales; Trichocomaceae
Exons: 3
Coding region: 1-837 (278 amino acids)
Molecular function (GO): NADP binding; oxidoreductase activity, acting on the CH-OH group of donors, NAD or NADP as acceptor
Source: RefSeq, a predicted model, not a curated record